GCCGCUGCACACACGCUGAGGCCGGCAGCCCCGCCAUGGUGGGGAAAGCGAAGCGUCCGCGGCUGCACCAGGCGGCCCCGAGGCUGACGGGCCCGCGGGACACGGGCAGCCAGGAUGGGGCGGGCGGGACCAGCGGUUGGAGGGCGGAGCCCGGAAAGGACUGGGCUUUUUUGUCCUCUGAUGUCUUUGCUGGAAUGAAGAUUGAUCCCAAAACUCUGGUGAAGAAGUUGGAUUUGGACUCCCGAAGCGUUGUCUCAGCCCAGACAGGUGUAGAAGAAAAAACACUUCUGCCAAAAAGAGAAAAAAUGAAGCUGAGAAAAGAGAGGUGGCUGCAGAAAAUAGAAGGUUUGAAGCUGGCCAGACAGAAGCAAAAAGCUGAGGCAAAGCGGAAAGCGACGCCGGUGGUGGGAGACAUGCAGCCUUUGUUGGAAGCCCUGCCUGAACUCUCCGAACUGACCACGGCCAGCAAGGCCAGGAAGCAGCCCAAGAGCCACAGAAGAGCUAAGGCAGAACCCACCGACUUCAACCAAAUGAAGCCAGCCCAGAAGCGCAAGCUCCUGGAGGAGGAAGUGGCCAGGUUUCACGAGGUCAUCGCAAACCCCGUGUACAAAGCCAAUCCCCUGGCAGCCAUCAGUGAGCAUCUGUGCAAGCGACUGAAAGAGGAGGCAGGAAACACUAUCUGACAAUUCAGCGAGGACUGGAUGAGCCUGGUGCAAAUGAGUCCAGCUAGUCACCACCAACAGCUCCUUGAAAACAGUCCAGCCGGUGAUGAAAUCCAGCGGUCCUGUUCUCUGUCAGCAGGACUAAUGUGAUGCGCUCUGGACAGUGGCAGCUGUUUCUUGGCCAGGAGCCCACAGAAGGCAGCGUGUGUUACGAGUAUCUGUGUGCCCACGUCGCACACGGUGAAAUCUGGACAGCUUCUCCCUCCCUGUUAAAAGGCAUCCUUACGUUUUAUGUUGCGUCUACUCUCAAGGGGUGUUGAACCUGCUUUUUGCUGCUUCCCGUUGGGGUCACCCUUAAUAAAGAGAUCCUCCAGUAACCUGCAGUGAUGGUCCAAACAGUAUGUCACGGAAUACUGGAACUGCAGCGUGCCGACCAUUUGUGUAGAGAUUUAUAUAAAGGUCAGCGCCGCUGUUUAAAGAGACACUUAAUAUGUUAUUAACUUGGAAAUAAACCCACUUUGACAUUGGUCUCAC
Molecule: messenger RNA, 1196 nt
Organism: Gopherus evgoodei (Goodes thornscrub tortoise)
Lineage: Eukaryota; Metazoa; Chordata; Testudines; Testudinidae
Gene: SLX9
Product: family with sequence similarity 207 member A
Exons: 6
Coding region: 36-683 (215 amino acids)
Biological process (GO): maturation of SSU-rRNA from tricistronic rRNA transcript (SSU-rRNA, 5.8S rRNA, LSU-rRNA)
Cellular component (GO): preribosome, small subunit precursor; nucleolus; 90S preribosome
Source: RefSeq, a predicted model, not a curated record